AUGUCGCAGCGCCCAGCGGUGAUUGACUGCCUGAAGAGCAUGAGGAGCCAUGAAUGCGCUUGCAGCAGCGAUGGGAACGGCGAUCUUCAUGGGCAGAGUGGGAUUAUCCCUCCCACUGGCACCGGGCGCCGCGCGGGCGCCCGGUGCCAGUGGAGUGGGGGCUUUUUGGUGGUUAAAACAGCUGUGAUGGUGGCAUGGAGUAAGGAGCAAGGUGUCACCGCACGUCACCGCGCAGUUUUGGCAUGCGUUUCACUCUUUACAGUAGAACGUUUGUGA
This is a messenger RNA of Eimeria mitis, 276 nucleotides long. RefSeq lists its product as uncharacterized. NCBI's taxonomy places the organism in Eukaryota, Apicomplexa, Conoidasida, Eucoccidiorida, Eimeriidae. The transcript has 3 exons. The record is from RefSeq and is a predicted model, not a curated record. The coding region runs from base 1 to 276 and encodes 91 amino acids.